AAAUGCAACUCAAAUCCAUGAAGAGUUGAUGAAUGUAGAAGGAGAACAAGCAUUAUCUAUCAGCAUAAUUAGAUGCUGGAUUGCUAUGUUCAAAAACAGAGAAGAAGAAAUUAAAGAUAAUGCCCAUUCUGGAUGUUCUCAUGAAGUAGUGAUAUCAGAAAAAAUUUCCAGAAUCGAGGAUCUUGUUAGUGAUGACUCACAUAUUUCUAUUAAAGAAUUAACUAAUAAAGUUGGUAUUUUCCGUGAAAGAAUUUCUUAUAUUUUGCAUGAAGAGCUGAAUCUUCACAAACUCUAUGCAAAAUAG
Ambispora leptoticha is the source of this 304-nucleotide messenger RNA. The record is from the annotation of a GenBank genome assembly. Lineage: Eukaryota; Fungi; Glomeromycota; Glomeromycetes; Archaeosporales; Ambisporaceae.